This is a messenger RNA of Oryzias melastigma (Indian medaka), 2897 nucleotides long. Its product is annotated as sialic acid-binding Ig-like lectin 11. NCBI's taxonomy places the organism in Eukaryota, Metazoa, Chordata, Actinopteri, Beloniformes, Adrianichthyidae. The record is from RefSeq and is a predicted model, not a curated record.
CGGAUGGAUUUACAUUCAAUAAGAGAACGUCUGUCAAUGUUGAAGGUUUCAGGCAGAAACCUACAAUGACUCUUCCUGAUUUGACAGAGGGACAUCAGACCACCCUGACCUGCUCUGCUCCUGCACUCUGCUCUACGUCUCCUCCUGGAAUCAGCUGGAUGUGGAGAGGAGCAGCAGAAAAAGACCCUCUCAUCAACGGAAGCAUCACUGCCUCCAAGAAUGAGACUUUGAAUGCUGUCACACAGAGACACAACUCAACUCUGACCUUCAUUCCCACAGCUGAACUCCACAACUCCAACAUCACCUGCAGGAUCCGCUUUAGUGAUAACACCACCACAGAGGAGACAGUCAAUCUGCACGUCAACUAUGUUAAAAUUACAGGAAAUGCAGAUUUGAACGAGAACAUGACUCUAAACCUCACCUGCAUGACAAGUUGGUCUCCAGCAGAAAUCCAGUGGAUUAAAUUUGGAUCCAAAACAAAUCAGCUGAUCAGAACUUCAGCUGCUCUGCACAACAACACUGCCAUCUACCUGCAGGAGGACAGAAGCACUUUGCUCAUCUUUAAUGUGACUGCAGAGGACGCUGGACUGUACAUCUGCACAUCAAAGCAUCUGAACAACACAAUCAAGGAUGAAGUCAACGUGACAGUGAUGUAUAGAAGAACACCUCAGAUUUCUGGGAAGGUGAUUGUUAAGGAAGGAGAAGUUCUGAAUCUGACCUGCAGUGUUGACAGUUUCCCUCCUGUUCCUGCUGUGUGGACUGAACCUCAGUCAAACCUGCUCAAUGGAUCUGACCACAAUGGAUCAGCCACCUUCAUCAUCACUAAUGUGACAGCAGAGGAUUCUGGGAGGUACUCCUGUGCUGCAAAUCACCAGAACUGGACUGAGACGGUUCACGUGGAUGUGACGGUGAUGCUGGAAGGAUCCGCAUGUGUGCGCCGCUCAGACGUCCUGACCUGCACCUGCAUCAGUCAAGGUUUUCCUUUAGCCAACAUGAAGUGGCCCCAGCUGAGCCUCCACUCUGAGUACUGGAUCACCACCAAUGUGUCAAAUCAGACUGUGAGGAGCUCUUUGACUUUAAGAGCAAGAAAACAGGACAACGUCUCUGCAGAAUGUGUCAUCAGCAAUGAGAGUGGAGAGUCAACAGAGAAACUCACAAUUCAAGACAUCCUCUCUGAAAAAGAAGGAGAUCAGUCUGGAAGUAUUUUAGAGAAAACAGCCAAACCAGAAACCAUCAUCGCUUUUCUGAUCGGGGUUUUAGUAUCAGCUUUAUGUUGCAUUUUGAUCAUAAGUUGCUGGAAAAAGUUGAAGAGGACUGAGAAUUUGCAGGAGAUUGUGGAGAUGGUUCGAAGUCAGGAGAAUCCUCUGAUCCAUGAUGGUCUCUCAGCAACAGAGGAUCAAAACUGCAUCCCAGAAGGAGCUGAGAAUGGAGCUGUGACAACAGGAGGUUCUAAACCCAGAAGUGGGUCUGGAGAUGUGGAGUAUGCCGACAUCGAUUUCUCUCGGCUGAAGAGGAAAGAGCGAACACAGGAGCUACAGACAGCAGCCACAGAAUAUGCUGAGGUUAAAGUGAAAAAGGAAGAGAAACAUGCAGCAGAAGAGGAGGAACCGGAGAUGGAGGAGGGCGAUAAAACUCUUCUUUGUGUGUCAGAAAAGGCGGAGGAAGAGGCGGUGUACUCCUCAGUAAAUGAUUUAUUAGGUCAAAAUUGAGGGCAGUUUGUGAGGUGUUGUAGAGGUUAAUGCUCUCUCACCUCACUGGUUCAAAUACCAGCUGAGAACUUUCAGAGUGGAGUUUUAAUUUUCUCUCUGUGCAUGUGUGUAUUUUCUCUGGGCACCCAAGCUUCUUCACACAGUUUAAAAACAUGCUUCAUCGAUUAAUGGGUUACUCUAAUUUGCCACUAGAUGUGAAUAAACAUUGUGUGUUGCUGCAACAGUACCUGGAUUGGCUCCAGAAAACCCCAUGACCCCAAAAACGGUUUAAGCAGGUUCUAAACAUGGAAGGAAUAUAAAGGCAAAAAGUCAUAUGCAGCCAGCCUGCUCUACCUAAGACUAUGAUUAAAAAAAAAAAAUAAUAAUAACAAAAAUGCAUUAAAAGCUUUUUAAAUCAACAAGUGAACAUAUCAGGGAAGAUAAUGUAGAAAACCAAGUAAGUUUACAGUAAGGUAGGUGGUAAUUAUGCUCCCGAAAUGGAGCAGAGAAAGUAAACAAAUAGGAAAGCAUUUAGCUAAUCAGAGCUCAAUUUUUUUCACCCCUAUAAAUGUUUAAUGUGUCAAAUCAGGUACAUGCAAAUAAUGUUUGAUUCCAUGUUUCUUUCCCUGUCAUUUUUCCUCCACUUGACCAAAAGCAAAUGUGAUUAUUCAUUGUCAGUUUUACAUGAAAUCAACCCUCAGCUAAUGUAAACUCCGCCGUGGUACGUCUGUAACUUCAGAAAAUUAUGCUCCACUUCUGCUGGUAUUAUGAUAAAGUUACAGGAAAGUAAUACCUGCAGGAGCCAUGUAACAUAUUAUAAUUCAAAAACAGUAAUAUGAUGAGAUAAGGGAUUACUUUAGAUUAAAAACCAUCAUAAUCUAUAGUGUAUAGUAUUGCAUAGCAUAAUGACAAAAGCUUUAAAAAGAGUUUACACCAAACAAUAACUGUAAAAAGAUGAUGAGACAGGAAGUAGAUCAAAAAGGUCGUUGUGAAGGAGGACAUGACGGCAGCUGUUGUGAAUGAGGAAGACACAAAGGUUGGAGGAUUUGACGAGGCGCCCCUUAAAAGGAGAAGCUGAAAGAAAAAAAGUGUAUCCGUUUUUCUAUAUUGUACAUAACUUUAUCUAAAUCUGCAUUUAAGAACAGAUGCAUCAUUUCUUGUUUGUUACACAUUCAGUGUUAGUUGUUGUAAAUAAAUAUCAAAGUCUUA